AUUCACCAUCAUCCACCGUCUAAAACCAAAAAACAAAAAAGUAGAACAACCAAGAUCCAUAUCUUCUUCUUCUUCUUCCUUCUUUCUUCCAAAAACACCCAAAUAUCCUUCCUUUUUCAACUUCAAUUCAAUCCAAAAAUAAAAAAUAAAAAAUGAGUGACAGUGAUGACGACGAGCUGUUACAAAUGGCAUUAAAAGAACAAUCACAACGAGAUUUAAACUACACAAAAACUUCUCAAACUCGAUCCACUAAGCCAGUUGUCAAUUUCGUUCAACCUCCUUCAAAUCGGACUUCUAAAAACCCUAAUAAUAAUAAUAAUAUAAAUAUUAAUAAUAAAAAUUCUGUUAAUAAUAAUAAUAUGAUAAAAGGCCAGCAGCAGCAUAGAAGGAAUGCCACGGAGGAUGAUGACGAUUCUGAGGUGGAGAUGUUGAGUAUUAGCUCAGGUGAUGACGAUGACGAUUAUCCGGUUCGCGAUCGGACCGGGUUAAAAAACCGGGCUAGAAAUAAUGGUGGUGGUGGUGGUGAUGAGAAAGUUUGGGUUGGAGAUGAACCUGAUGCUUGGAAAAGAGUUGAUGAAGCUGAGCUUGGUAGAAGGGUCCGUGAGAUGAGGGAAGCAAGAACAAUUCCCACCACCCAAAAGUUCGAGAAGAAACCUUCAGUGGCUGUAAAGGGGCUUAAUAAUGUACAGUCUUUCUCUCGUGCCACGGAAUUCGUAGAUCCUCUAGGACUUGGGGUUAUUGAUAAUAGAACAUGGAGAUUGGUCAACGAAUAUGCAUCAACUUCUCCAUCUAAAUCUGAGAAAAUAGAUUCUGAUGUUCGAGAUAAGUUGAUGUAUUACUCAGAGAGUUUUGAUCCAAAAUUAUUCCUAUGUCGGGUGCACCAAGAUACAUCUGCAGCAGACUUGGAAGCUGGUGCUAUGGCUUUGAAAACUGAUCUUAAAGGACGAACUCAACAGAGAAAACAAUUGGUCAAAGAAAAUUUUGACUGCUUUGUUUCUUGUAAAACAACAAUUGAUGAUAUCGAGUCAAAAUUGAGAAGAAUAGAAGAAGAUCCUGAAGGUUGUGGAACCUCUCAUUUAUAUAGCUCCAUCCAAGGAGUUACUUCAGUGGCUAAUCGUGCUUUUGCACCCCUACUUGAACGACAGGCUCAGGCGGAGAAGAUUAGGUCAGUUCAAGGAAUGCUUCAACGGUUCCGUACCUUAUUUAAUUUACCAAGUGCAAUUCGUGGCAACAUUAGUAAGGGAGAGUAUGACCUUGCAGUCAGAGAGUACAGGAAAGCAAAGUCGAUUGUCCUCCCUUCUCAUGUUGGGAUAUUGAAACGUGUCCUUGAGGAGGUUGAAAAAGUGAUGCAAGAGUUUAAAGGCAUGCUUUACCGGUCUAUGGAAGAUCCACAGAUUGACUUAACAAAUCUUGAAAAUGUCGUGAGGCUUUUAUUGGAGUUGGAACCCGAGUCAGAUCCUGUACGUCAUUAUCUAAAUAUACAGAAUCAUAGGAUCCGAGGUUUGCUUGAAAAGUGCACAUUUGAUCAUGAAACAAGGAUAGAGAGCUUGCAAAACGAGCUACAUGAGAAAGCACUGUCAGAUGAAAAGUGGAGGAAAAUCCAGCAUGAUUUGAAUGAAUCUGGUGCUGUUGAUGCGUCUCUUCCUUUUAUGAAUGGUAUAGUGACGGCAGAUUCACAAUCAAGAGAUACGGGCUCUGAAGAACUUGAUGCUCUUCGGGGAAGGUACAUACGGAGAUUAACUGCUGUAAUUAUCCAUCAUAUACCGGUCUUCUGGAAGGUCGCUCUCUCUGUUUCAAGCGGCAAGUUUGCAAAGGUGGGAGACGAAAAAUAUUCAAGUCACUCUCUUGAUGAAGUGUCUGGAAUGAUACAGAAUACCUUAUCUGCUUAUGAAUCCAAGGUCCAUAACACGUUUCUUGAUCUUGAAGAGUCAAAUAUUCUUCGUCCAUACAUGAGUGAUGCUAUAACAGAUAUAUCUAAAGCAUGUGAAGCUUUUGAAGCAAAGGAAGCCGCACCUUCGGUCGCAGUUGCAGCUAUGCGAACACUUCAGUACGAUAUCACAAAAACAUACAUACAAAGGCUUAGUUCGUGGAUGAGGGCUUCAACUGAAGAGAUAUCAAGAAAUGAAUCAUGGGUCCCAGUCUCUGUUUUAGAAAGAAACAAAUCUUCAUACACCAUUUCUCACCUGCCUUUAGCAUUCCGUUCAGUUAUGGCUAUGGCAAUGGAUCAGAUAAAUAUGAUGAUGCAGUCUUUAAGGAGUGAAUCAACUAAGUCAGAAGAUGCCUUUGUACUCUUUCAAGAAACUCAAGAAUCUGUUAGGGUUUCAUUUUUGAACUGUCUGCUUGAUUUUGCUGGACACUUGGAACAUAUUGGAAGCGAGCUUGGUCAAAAUAUGUCGAACAACGAGAAUAUGCCUUUCCAAAAUGGAUAUCCUGGUGAUCUAGUGGAAAAUUUAUCUGAUCCUCUCCCGGGAAGUAUUACUAAUCCACACCAAAAACUGCUGAUGGUAUUGAGUAACCUUGGGUUCUGCAAAGAUGACCUUUCUCGUGAGAUGCACGCUAAAUACAAACACAUCUGGAUGCAGACCAGGGCGAAAGAUGAUGAGGACAAUGAUGUUGAAGACUUGGUUAAGUCAUUCUCAGGUCUUGAAGAGAAAGUACUUGCUCAGUAUACCAUGGCAAAGGCGAAUCACAUUAGAACAGCUGCUGUGAACUAUUUGUUGGAUGCUGGAGUACAGUGGGGGGGAGCAACUGCAGUGAAAGGUAUUCGGGAUGCUUCUGUGGAGUUGCUGCACACUCUUAUAGCUGUGCAUUCUGAGGUCUCUGCUGGAUGUAAACCCUUGCUUGACAAGAUACUCCGAGUUCUUGUUGAAGGUUUAAUUGACACAUUACUAAGCCUUUUUCAUGAACAUAAAGACACUGACAUAAGGAUAUUGGAUGCAAAUGGUUUCUGCCAGCUCAUGCUUGAGCUUGAAUACUUUGAGACCAUAUUAAAUAAAUAUUUUACUCCCGAUGUUAGCGAAUCUCUCAAGUCGCUACAAGGGGUGAUAUUGGAGAAGGCCACCGAGAGCUCUUCCGAAGCUAGUGAUACUCCAAAGCACCGUCGUCGUGCAACACGUGGAAGUGAUGAUCUGCCCGGAGAUGACAAAGUGGGGACUGUAUCACCUGAUGAGUUGAUUGCCCUCGCCCAACAGUGUAGCAAUGAGUUUCUACAGUCAGAGCUCAAGAGGACCCAAAUCAACACAGCGUGUUUUGUGGAGUCACUUCCGGUGGAUCCGGCUCCUGCAACAAUGAAAGUAGCUGCUUAUGGCUCGCUUAGAGGAUCAAUGGACUCUCCAAGCAAGAUUGGAGCCAAACAAGGUUAUGGGUCUCCGAGUUUUUCAAGGCCAAAAAGGAGAUGAUUUGCCUUCAGUUGUUGAGUUAUGUAUUGUUGAAAACACAAGGUGAACACUUGUAUCUAUUCAUCCUAGAUGUUAGAAGUCAUUAGCUUUUUUUUUUUUUUUCAACUUGUGCUGUAUAAAUUUUUUUAUAUGUUUAAAGUUAUUUUUGUUGUAUAUAGGCGAUGACAUAUGUGAUGUAUUUUGUAUUGGAGUUACCUUUUAAUGUUCAUGACACUUUAUUCUUUUACAAA
Messenger RNA from Erigeron canadensis, 3628 nucleotides. Its product is annotated as exocyst complex component SEC5A-like. Gene Ontology annotation, cellular component: exocyst. The record is from RefSeq and is a predicted model, not a curated record. Gene Ontology annotation, biological process: exocytosis; Golgi to plasma membrane transport. The transcript has 21 exons. The coding region runs from base 153 to 3398 and encodes 1081 amino acids. Lineage: Eukaryota; Viridiplantae; Streptophyta; Magnoliopsida; Asterales; Asteraceae.